Molecule: messenger RNA, 5705 nt
Organism: Ectocarpus sp. CCAP 1310/34
Lineage: Eukaryota; Phaeophyceae; Ectocarpales; Ectocarpaceae
Source: the annotation of a GenBank genome assembly
UGUGACGCUGUGUCUGGCGGUCUCGUCCUUCCCAAAGGCCAGUGUCUACCCACUGCUUCAGUGCCUUCAGUUGUUGUCAAGGCCAGAUUCUCAGCGGUUCUUCAUUCCCGAGUACAAGACACGCGUAGAGCUGCUGUGUAGUUCACUCCGUGCUCUCUUUUGACGAUUCAGAGUAUGGUGCUGACCAAGGCUCAAAUAACGGCCUUGGCAGCAACAUGCUCGUUGUACAGCUUCAGCCAGGCGGGGGCCUUUGUGCAACAUAGCCACACAGGGUCCUUCCGAGCUAACCCUUCACCCUCGGCCGGCGGUUUCAGCCCCCUGGGAGCGAGAGCGAGGGCUAGACAGGGCGUGAUCUCCUCUACCGUUGUUGCAACAUCAUGUUUCUCGCCCUCACGGUGGUUCCCCCGCACAACAAUGCGUCAACAGCAACAGCACCCCCGCCACCAGCGGCGACGCUCGAGGACCUCGCACGUUCGACUCGGGGCCCUUCCUGAGGGCUCUGAUGGCGAGAUAACUACCGCUAACAAAGGGAUAGAAUCGGGACGGACCGAAGCGGAGCGAUCUGCUGAUGAUGCCGGCAGUGGACGUCGUCAACGAGCGGCGGGAUCAGCUGCAGGCGGGGGCGGCGGCGGCGUCGCUGGGAAGGGCGCGGGGGGGUUGGACGGGCAGUUUAUCAGCAAGCUAGCCAAGAGGUUGACCGACAGCUUUCCUCUGCUCACCACAGAGGAAAUCAAGAAGGAGGUCCGGGCGCUACUCAACCCAGAGACAAAGGGAGACACGCCCUCCAAGGCGACCGGCGCCCGCGACGACACCCUCGCUGUUCUUGCGAAGGAAGUGCGAGAGCUGGUGGAAGACCUCAUGGACCAGGUCGGCGUCGGCUCCGGCGCGGACGAGAAAGCGGGGCUGGUCGAGCUCAAGGACGUUGCUCAAAAAUUCAAGGGGGUGCUAAGGGGCGACCCCGCGGCGGUGCAAGAACUCCGUCGGCAAGUGCUGGACGACCUGGAGGAGGUCCGGGAAGAGAUCGAAGAGCUCCUGGAGGUUAAGGAGCUGUCGAAGGCAAGAGCCAAGCUGGAGAAGGCGACGGCGGAAUCUACGGAGAUGGUGCUCGACUCGGCGGCCGCCGCGCUGGCGAAGGGGAUCGACAAGGUCGUCAACGAGGGGAGGGACGCCAUUCCGGAGGGAGAGGAGACGGAGAAGUUCCAGGUGUCCACUUACUUCUUCGGGAAGGAGAACGAACUCUGGAACGACAUGCGGGCCAAUGGGGUUACCCGCGAGAGGUUCGUCCUCUAUUCCCUUCUCGGAGGCGCCGUCGCGCUCGGGGGAAAUCUCUUCGGGGUGACCUCGGCGCUGUUAGGCAGCGUGGCUCCCGAGGCUUCGAGGGACUUGCGGGUGGACCUGCUGUUUCCCAUCGGAGGGUUCAAGAGGUUUUACUCUCCCGAGGAUGGAUACGAGUUCAUAUACCCGGACACGUGGGUGGGCGACUCGGGCUUGGCGCUGCGGCGACAACGCGACCUGGAGGACUUGCGGGCCUCCCCCGCCGCGGUCGCGAGAGCCCGCCAGAGGAGGUCGAGCUCGGCACCCGAGGUCGCCUUCGGCCCCCAAGGAGGAGACGGCACUGAAAACGUCUCGGUGGUGAAGAGCGAGCUCAUGCCCGGAUUUUCUCUUAGACGAACGCUCGGAGACCCCAAGGAAGCCGCCGAGAAAAUUCUCUCGACCGUGAUUGCUCCGCCUGACUCGGGGAGAGAGUGGGAGCUGUUCGAAGCUUUCGAAGACAACAGGGAGCCGGGGGGGCUCGUGUAUCAGUUCGAGUAUCGCAUUCAGGGGCAACGAAUCCGGAAGCCGAUGCGCAACGUCGGGGUGGUGGCCGCUAGAGGGUCCACCCUCUUCACCGUCACCGUGCUCGCGCCGGAGGAGAGCUGGGGUGGGAAGGGCGGGCGGGGGGAGAAGUUCAGGCAGAUGGCCAACAGCUUCCGGCUAGCGUUUUAGGGGUUCUGCCACCGAACUUGGAGAACGCGGUUUAGGUUGGGUCUGAUUUUUGGCUUUUGGAACCGACCCUCUUGCUCCGCGAGGCAAACGUUGGAACUACACCAGUGUGUGCCAGCCUUGAAGUUCGAAAAACUGUCGGCGAGAGAGAGAGCGGCGCUCUCCAGACAACGUUUGGCUUUCGAUACAGCAUUGCCUGCCUCUGGGAGCUUGCAUUGGUGUAGAUGAGAGAUGGGAUUGAACUCAGGAGGCACGUGCGUCUAUGUAAAGUAAAACAUCGAAAUGAUUCGUGAAUAUGCUAGACUUGUGUCGUGAGGCUUGCGUGGGUGGGAUGGUCUCCCGACCAAGCAUGAGGCAAGAGGAUCGGGCCUGGAGUCCGGUAACAAUGCCCUCUCCCCGGAUGAGCAACGCGUGUCCAUAUCUGUUGAUGUAGUCUGCGCGCUGUUUCCAGUAAUGAGAACCGAAGAGCUCCAGCGUUGUGCAAAUGUAGCAUGUACUACUCGGGACAACACAGCAGCCGCAGCAGUGAUGUACAGACGUACACCUACACCAAUCCACAGGACUUUCGGAUUUUCGGCGCGGAGAUAUGUAUGUCCCCGACUUCGACACUACACAAGCGCGUUGGCCCCGCGCGGAAAAGCUCAACCCUCAUGGCGAUUUUUUGCCGGACCCAUGGAAAGAAGUGGCACUUUCUUUUGGAUUCACGAAAAUAAAGAAUGGAUGUGCCGUGCGCAAUUAUGUUAGCGGCUGUCUCUUUGCUUACUGUAACUACCGCCCACGUGAUGCUGGGAGACGUUUGCAGUAAGACAACAAGACAGCGCGAGGGGGGAUGGGGACCGCCGAGAGCCACGUUGGUGGGAGCGCAAAGAUCUCCUCGCACAGAGGAAGGCGUAAAAACUUUGCUCGCUUUUGUCAUACUGCCGCUACUGCUGCUGCUGCUGCUGCUGCUUCUGCCCCCUCCUCCUCCGUUGUUGCUUGCUUUGAUGCAACCUUUGAUCCUUUGAUGGCCAAGCCGGCGUGGGGACCGCCGAGAGCCACGUUGGUGGGAGCGCAAAGAUCUCCUCGCACAGAGGAAGGCGUAAAAACUUUGCUCGCUUUUGUCAUACUGCCGCUACUGCUGCUGCUGCUGCUGCUGCUUCUGCCCCCUCCUCCUCCGUUGUUGCUUGCUUUGAUGCAACCUUUGAUCCUUUGAUGGCCAAGCCGGCGUGGGGACCGCCGAGAGCCACGUUGGUGGGAGCGCAAAGAUCUCCUCGCACAGAGGAAGGCGUAAAAACUUUGCUCGCUUUUGUCAUACUGCCGCUACUGCUGCUGCUGGUGCUGGUGCUGCUGCCCCCUCCUCCUCCGUUGUUGCUUGCUUUGAUGCAACCUUUGAUCCUUUGAUGGCCAAGCCGGCGGGGUCUUCAGGAAAAAAGGUCUGUUGAUGGGAACGGACGGUCUAUUCACCGGACAAGGUCGUUAAUGAUUCCACCGCUUUUUGGGCGCCGAUAUAGGAGAUGGAGAAAGGGGGGAAGGAGCGGUGAGCGAGAGACAGACAAAGAGAGACAACGAGAGGGCAACCGCAAAUACGCAACCCCCGCCUCGGCGCCAGCAAGGAAGAGGGAGCGAGGCGCCUUGGUACCCCGAGGUGGACGCAGGGCGCGCGGGGCAGCGCGCUGGUGAUUUAGCCGAGAACUAAGGCGAACGUUAUCAUGGCGGGGGUCUACACCGGCCAGUGGAUCCCCUUUUCGGACCAGAUGGGGCGACAGGGCUGGUACAACCCGAGCACGAGGCAAACGACCUACCAGAUGUACGGCGCCUACAACGCCGCCAACCCCAUGAUGGCCCCGCAGCCGCAGGUGCCUGUGCAGCCGCAGGUGCCUGUGCAGCCGCAAGUGUACCAGCAGCCGCCGAUGCAGGUGCCGAUGGGCUACGUGACCCAGCCGCAGAUACCCGCGCCAAUGGGACAGAUCCCGCCGAUGGUUCCGCAGGUUCCCCAGGUGCCCCAGAUGAUGCCGCAGCUGCCACAGCAACAGCAGCUGCAGCAGCCGCAGCAGCAGCAGCAGCAGUUUGCGGCUCCCCCGGGUUGGCAGCCGAUGUUCGACCGCUCCGGGCGGCGAUACUUUUAUAACCCGUCGACGGGCCAGAGCGUCUACCCGCUCUAAAAGACAGAAGAAACAUUAGCUGCGAUGCGCACGGGUUCUACAUGAAAUCCAAUUUUUAAGACGGGGUCGGUUCCAAAAACGAAAGAGGAGGAAGCAACGCUCACGCGCCAGAGCACAUUGCCGGCCGUACAAUGCAAAGCAUAAGAGGCGGCGGCGGCAGCGAGGGCUGGAUUGGCGUUGCGUGGUGUUUGGCGACGGCGAGGGCCGUGCUGGCUGUGGGGGUCGAAGCAGUAACUGCGCCGACCGCGGCAUGCGUGAUGGAUGACGAAUCCGAGGACUUCGCGGACAUGGCGAGGCCGGAGAGAGGGAGGGCGGAAUGAAGGUCGCGAUCGACAAGGGGAUGAGGGCGGUGACCGCAAUAGUUGCGGUGGGACCGAUAAAUGGCAGCGUCGGGCGUCUGCAACGACGACGACGGCGGCCUGGACAGCACAAGCGCUAGGGGGCAAGGGAACGUCUGCCGCAGGCGGGGGGAGUGGGCGGAAGUAGCGUGGUUGCGGCAGAUGGGGCGAUAGGGCUAAAAAGGUUUGGUGACUUUUUUUACAACACAGACGAGGGCGGCAGCAAAAGGAUUCAGCUCUUUGGUUUGUCUUGGAAAGACGAAAAAACUAUGCCGACUGCUGUUUUUCUUUCUUUGAUGUUCUUUUUGCUGCCGCUAGUGGGACUUUGGCGUGCAGCACGAGAAUCGGCGGCGAGGUCGCUAGGUGGUUCUGUCGGGAUGGCCGUCUUCCGCCAGGAAAAAGUGAAAACAAGAAAUGUAGUAGGUGAGGUUUGUGUACGUGGUGGUGUGCGUUUGUGUUGGGUGUUUGUUAAGGUGCCCUGGGUCUUUUAUUAACCGUUUUAUUCUUUGGGGUGUGCGGUGGGAGUGGGUGUGCAGAGGGGGUGGGAAGGCGCUUGCUUUCCCUUUAAUAUUGUUUCGAGGAACGAAUAAACUCCUCAGGUGGGUGGGCAGGCAAAAACUGGGGCAGAGGGCUGGAUCAUGCACACGGGCUAGUAUCGGCGACGCGGCUACGAAGAAACGUGAUUGUCCAACUUCUAGGCAUUGCGACUAUGGGAAAGACAACGAAAAGCGUGAAAACUAGGGGUAAGAUUUGACCUGAGAAUCCUUAUUCCGGUCGGCGUGCGGUGCCCUUGUCGUCUUGGGUAGAGAGCAGAAAGGCGCUGGAGGAGUGUGGGGGCCGGAGGUUAUCGAAACUACCCCCCGGCCAUUCGCUGCGGUGGUUGCACUCGAUCGUGAUUUUUGUACGAACGGAAGGAACAACGAGCCAAACGAUCGUAGAUAUAGCGAUUGGCGUACUGCGAGUGGCGAGGGAUUUCCCCCCCCAGGCAAGGAGGCGGUGGUUCGUUGCUUUUCUCGAGGCAGCCUUGCUGGAUCAAUUCUCCUUGAUUUUUUUUUUUCUACGCCUGCAGUGCGGUGGCCACUAAUGGCGAAGUGUGAUGUCGUCGCUCGACUUCAUCUGCAUGGUUACCUCCUUACUUUACUUUGGUUCGCCUCAGUCUUCGGUGGAUCGGCCAUGGUCGAGGCAAGGACGAGGAUAUUCGCGUUAGGGCAUCCUCGUUUUCGAUCCUAAGCAGACCAACAAG